Perkinsus marinus ATCC 50983 is the source of this 495-nucleotide messenger RNA. RefSeq lists its product as hypothetical. The record is from RefSeq and is a predicted model, not a curated record. NCBI's taxonomy places the organism in Eukaryota, Perkinsozoa, Perkinsida, Perkinsidae. The coding region runs from base 1 to 495 and encodes 164 amino acids. The transcript has 4 exons.
AUGAAUGGUCGCAAGGAACGCGCAUCGAUGCUGUCGGAUAUCUUCGCUCGGACUCCGCAGUCUCCCUCUGAGCCCAACACUCCUCGUAGUCAACAGAGCCCUUCAAUCGGGCAGCCCGACUUCCCCGACAAAUUUCCUCCGACUCAUCUGUCUAUGGAGACGUUGCGACCAUCAGUGGACCCCAACACUCAAGGAGACCAGCGAGGCCGUUUGAGCGGCUUCAACUCUCAUACCUACGCCUUUAAAAACCUCAUCCGUGAUACAGUAGCUCGACAGGAGGCCGAAGGAGCCACUGAGGACGCGAAGGUGGUCUCCUUCUCCACCCUCGCCCCGACAGGACGCGAUGGAGCCUCUCGGGACCUCGCUGUGAAGAGUCUGUACCAUACACUACUAUUAGCAGCUCAUGGGGAGAUCCAUGCUCAUCAGGCGAUACCAUUCGGUGGCAUAUCUCUCACCAUCCGCGAGCCGGAAGUCAUCACGUCCGUGCAUCAAUAG